AUAAUAACAAUAAUAACAAUAAUAAUAAUAAUAUACCGGAGGGAGCGCGCGGAGCCGACCUACGUUCCUGAGACGUUCGGAGGCAUUGCUCGGAGCGCGCUGCUGUUCGGCGGAGUCUGUAAUAAACAAAACUCUGAAGAUCUCAAAAGAAGAAAUCGCGCACGUCCGCCGAUCGUCCGCCGUGUGAUCCCCGUGUGGUUCGCGAGAGGAGACCCCGUCGUUUCGAGUCGCUGUUUGUGCGAGAACACGUCGCGCGAACGUUUAACGCGAGGAAGGCGGCAGUCUGUGUGCAGAAAAAAAAAAAAAAAAAAAAUAACACACCGCACACACCGAGGAGAAGAUGGGCAGCACGGAUAAGGCCGUGAUCACGGGGUUCAUAUGCAGGCUCUGCAGUAAGAUGAAUCGGUUCGUGAUCCACAUCUACGGCGAGGAGGGCGAGAGGAUGAAACUCGCCGAGAAGAUCAACACCUACCUGCCGAUCUCGAUAAAUAUGAACGACCCGCUGCCAAAGACCGCAUGCUUGCACUGCAUCGAGCGAUUAGAGGCCCAUCACGAGCUAAUGGAACAGAUAAUGUUCACCAGGCAGAAACUGAACACGGACAACAAGGCGGCUGCGGGGGCGUCCUCAUACACGACGCCAAUCGACAGAUCUCUACCCGAUGUCUAGCCCAGCUUUACGUGCAAUGGAAACUAGAGAACAUCUUUCUAAUUCGCUCAACGCGCCACUUCGUCGAGAGAUCGGAUUGAUUUCUGUAUUAUUAUUAUUUUUUUUUUUCUCGUUAUUAUUUAAGCUAAAUCGGUUCGGUGAAUGAGAGAAGACGUGUAAACAAAACGUAUACAGAGGGUGUGUUUGUGUGCGUGAAGUAAAGACAAUUACCUUGUCCAUGUCAAGUUACUUUUUUGUUCAUGUAACACGCGAUGCUUUCACAUUUUACAGUUGCACAUUUUUUUGUUUGCGAGCGAACAAAACCAAAAAUGUUGGCACUGAACAUUGUACAACUGGCUGAUCGUGAAUGUCGAGAAAUAAAUUUGGAUAUAUGUCUUGCUUUUUAUAUUUAUACAUUUACACACAUGUGAUGUGAGAUAGGAACCAGCCAACUUUAUCAAUCUCAGACAGUGUCAUAUUUGAAUUUCUUUGUCUCAAUUGUGGUCAGUAAAAACGAUUAAUAAGCUAGUUUGUAAAGAGUGAUACUUUGAAUGUGAAAUGUUCUGGGCGAGCGCAAUAAUGUUAAAAUAAUCGAAUAUAUAUACAUAUAUAUAUAUAUAUACAUAUAUUCAUAUAAUAUAUUAUAUUCAUUUGAUAAUUUUAAGAGAGAAAGAGAGAGAUUUUUUUAGAUGUGUUCCGUGAACGGAUUCACUGACAAAAUUUUUCUUACGGGCAUAAAAUGCUAUAAUAUUGUUGUUAAUAUUAUUAUUAUUAUAAUAAUCAAAAUACUAAAUUAAAUAUAAUAAUAUAUACAUAAUGUGCGUGUUUAGCUUUUAUCUGUCGAAAGCUUUUCUUUGUUUCUUAAUGUAAGAGAAUGCACAAUUGUCGCUGGCGAUAAUACAAUGGACAUGUUCAAAAUUUAAUUUAAUAUAAAAUAACAAAGGAAACAUUAUCACGCGGUUUCGAUUAAUCUGUUAUAGAAAGAAAAUUAUUGGUUCAAAUUUAUCAAUAUCUGCGACAAGUGCAAACUUCAAAUGCUCCAAUCAAACUCUAAUCAUUGUAACAAUAUGUUAAGCUAAAUUAUACAUAGGAAAACAAAUUCUCCAAUUGAAUGCAAAAUUUGACGUCCAAUUUUGCUUUAAAUAAAUGUGUUUUUUGUAUUUUUGAAAUUAUAUCACAUUUGCGAAUCUUA
Pseudomyrmex gracilis is the source of this 1838-nucleotide messenger RNA. RefSeq lists its product as uncharacterized. Lineage: Eukaryota; Metazoa; Arthropoda; Insecta; Hymenoptera; Formicidae. Bases 341 to 667 code for a protein of 108 amino acids. Gene Ontology annotation, molecular function: zinc ion binding. Gene Ontology annotation, cellular component: nucleus. The transcript has 2 exons. The record is from RefSeq and is a predicted model, not a curated record.